This is a messenger RNA of Triticum dicoccoides, 2122 nucleotides long. RefSeq lists its product as uncharacterized. The transcript has 4 exons. Bases 759 to 1841 code for a protein of 360 amino acids. The record is from RefSeq and is a predicted model, not a curated record. Lineage: Eukaryota; Viridiplantae; Streptophyta; Magnoliopsida; Poales; Poaceae.
GCGCCCAGCUCCCGGGAAAAAGUCGUUGGUGUUUGGUGGGGAUUUUUUUUCGUUGUUUCUUGGCAUGUCAAAGUCAUUUUUCAAUUUGAAUGAAAGCGAGGCCAAAAGAAAGAAAGAAAGGGCUCAGUCACCUUAACCAUCUCGUCAUCUGCAGCACAGUGAUGAAUCGAUGAUAAAUUAAAUUAGUUUGUUCAACCAACACCUCCAAGAAAAGGACACCUCUUUGCGUUCCAGCACAGCACAGUACAUCUUCUAGUAGCACGUACUCCCUCCGUCCCAUAAUAUAAGAGCGCUUUUUCUGCAUGAACGGACAGAGAGGGAAGCUGUUGAGCCUGAGCUUUCCGAGCUGAGCAGAGCCUCACGUAACCUUCUCCUGUGCCUUGGCCGGACUGUUCAAAGAUGGAGAAGUAGCAAGGUCUAUUCUGUUGGGUGCGAGCAGAAAUGUGUCGGCGUGUGGUUGGAGGAGGAGCAACCGGCGAGCGCGAGCAGAGAAAAUAAAGAUGCCAGCUUUGCUCUCCCGGACGGACGACGGUGACCUGUGGAAUCCCGUGGAACGCGUGGAGGAGCAGGAAUUAAUGGCGGCCGCUUCACCGCGACCGAGGGUGGAUCUCAUCUCAUCUCGCAUGUGACCGUUUCGAGGAGAGCCAGCCAACACGUCCUAGUCCUCCCUCCUAGUGCCGCCUGCCCAAUUAGGAGACGUCCGGCAGGCGGCAGCAGGGAGAGGUCCACUCCACCCCACCCGUCGCGCCAGCCCGGCGAUGGAGCUGCUGUGCAAGGCGCCGGUGCUGAGCUGCGGCGCCAGGAGGGGCGGAACGGGGUCGCCCAUGGGCCCGCUGGCGGGCGCGUUGGGCCGGUGGAUCUACGGGGCCGUGAUGCCGCCGCCGCCGCCGCCGCGGAUCUGCGGGGCGCCCGGCGGGCCGCCCGUCACGGCGCCCAGGGUCCGGCUCAGCGACGGCCGCCACCUCGCCUACGCCGAGUCCGGCGCGCGCAAGGAGGACGCGCGCUACAUGGUCGUCUUCUCCCACGGCUUCACCGGCUCCCGCCACGACACCGUCCGCCCCUCGCCGGAAGUGGCUGAAGAGCUCGGCGUGUACAUGGUGGGUUUCGACCGUGCGGGUUACGGCGAGAGCGACCCGAACCCUAACCGAUCUGUGAAAAGCGCCGCACUCGACGUCGAGGAGCUCGCUGACGCACUAGGAUUGGGCCCUAAAUUCUAUGUGAUCGGCAUCUCCCUCGGGUGUCAUGCUGUCUGGGGCGCCCUCAAGUACAUCCCUGAAAGGAUUGCUGGAGCUGCAAUGAUGGCUCCGGUGGUGAACUACUGGUGGCCGGGCUUCCCUGCGGAUCUCGCCGCGGAGGUGUACAACAAGCAGGAGGUGGGCGACCAGUGGGCGCUGCGCGUGUCACAUUACGCCCCUGGCAUCCUCCACUGGUGGAUGGACCAGAGCUGGCUGCCCACCUCCACCGUCGUGGCCGGCACCACCCCGCUCCCCAACAAGCGUGACGCCGAGAUCCGCGCCAAGCUCAAGGCCGACGGCACGUUCCAGCAGAAGAUGGAACUGGCAACACAGCAAGGCAUCCAUGAGUCGUACUACCGCGACAUGAUGGUGAUGUUCGGCAAGUGGGAGUUCGACCCGAUGAGCCUGCCGAAGCCGGCUUGCCCUGUCCACAUCUGGCAGGGCGACGAGGACGGCCUGGUGCCCGUGGUGCUGCAGAGGCACAUCGCCAGCCGGCUCAGCUGGGUGAACUACCAUGAGCUCCCCGCAACCGGGCAUUUCCUGUCGCCGGUCCCCGGGCUAGGUGACACCGUUCUUCAGACCCUUUUCGGCAAUGCUAAGCAAUGAUCAGCAACAGCAAUAGCAGCUCUGAACAUACUACGUUGCUGAAGUAUAGCGUUCUUCCGGUGCAUUGUUUUAUUCUAAGGUGGUCAGGUAAUCGCUGCUGAUUAGCGACGAUGUUAUAGGUGAAAUGGUGGUGUAGCAUCAAGUGUUUUUUGUGGUGGAAAUCGCGCGGCCAGGAUGUGCGCGCAAAAUAUGUAAUUGAACCUUGGAAGUUAGAAACGAGAAAGUAGUGGAACUACUAUACCAUGAUGAUCUUACCUUUUACUCCGUACUUAUUUUUUGGA